AUGGCCUCCGAAGAAGCCCACCAAGUUCAUCCUUCUCUUCAUUUUGUUCUCUUCCCGUUCAUGGCUCCGGGCCACAUGAUUCCUAUGAUUGAUAUAUCAAGGCUCUUGGCUCAGCGCGGUGUGACCAUAACAAUUUUCACGACGCCUCACAACGCAGCAAGGUUUAAGAAUGUCCUAAGCCGUGCAAUCGAGUCUGGCUUGCCUAUCAACAUAGUUCAUGUCAAGUUUCCAUAUCUAGAAGCUGGUUUUCCAGAAGGAAAAGAGAAUUUAGAUUCGCUUGACUCGAUGGGGCUUACGGUACCUUUCAUAAAAGCGGCUAAUAUGCUCGAAGAGCCGGUCAUGAAGGUCAUGGAAGAUAUGAGACCUAGACCAAGCUGUCUAAUUUCUGAUUGGUGUUUGCCUUAUACAAGCAAAAUCGCAGAUAAGUUUAAUAUACCAAAACUAGUUUUCCACGGCAUGGGUUGCUUUUGUCUUUUGUGUAUGCAUGUUCUACGCCAAAACCUCGACAGCUUGAAGAAUGUAAAGUCGGAUAAAGAGUAUUUCUUGGUUCCUAAUUUUCCUGGUAGAGUCGAAUUUACAACUCCUCAACUUCCUGUGAAAGCAAAUGCUAGUGGGGAUUGGAAAGAGUUCUUGGAUGAAAUGGUAAAAGCAGAAUACUCAUCAUACGGUGUGGUAGUCAACACAUUUGAUGAGUUGGAGCCUGCUUAUGUCAAAGACUACAAAGAGGCAAUGGCCGGGAAAGUAUGGUCCAUUGGACCCGUUUCCUUGUGCAACAAGGUAGGAGAAGACAAAGCAGAGAGGGGAAACAGGGCGGACAUUGAUCAAGAUGAGUGUCUUAAAUGGCUUGAAUCUAAAGAAGAAGGUUCUGUGCUAUAUGCUUGCCUUGGAAGUAUCUGCAAUCUUCCUCUGUGUCAGCUCAAGGAGCUAGGGCUAGGCCUUGAGGAAUCCGGAAGACCUUUCAUUUGGGUCAUAAGAAGUUGGGAAAAGUAUAACGAAAUAGUUGAGUGGAUAACACAGAGCGGUUUUGAAGAAAGAAUUAAAGAGAGAGGACUUAUUAUUAAAGGGUGGUCUCCUCAAGUCCUUAUCCUUUCACAUCAUUCCGUUGGAGGGUUCUUAACGCACUGCGGAUGGAACUCGACUCUUGAGGGGAUAACUGCUGGUCUACCGUUGCUCACAUGGCCGCUGUUUGGAGACCAAUUCUGCAACGAGAAGUUGGUCGUGCAGGUACUAAAAGCCGGUGUAAGAGCCGGGGUUGAGAUGCCUAUGAAAUCGGGAGAAGAGGAGAAAAUAGGAGUUUUGGUGGAUAAAGAAGGAGUCAAGAAGGCAGUGGAAGAACUAAUGGGCGAGAGUGAUGAUGCAAAAGAGAGAAGAAAAAGAGUAAAAGAGCUUGGAGUAUUAGCUCACAAGGCUGUGGAAGAAGGAGGCUCUUCUCAUUCUAACAUCACAUUCUUACUACAAGACAUAAUGCAACUAGCACAAUUUCAAGAAUUAGGCAUACGUAAUUAGUUUAAAGAAAUUGAAACAGUAAAUAGUUUUUUGUUUUGUUUUAUAUAUUGGAGAAAUUUGUAUCGUAGCCGUGGUGAGACACGGGGAUGAAUGAAUCAGCAGAAGACAACUCA
Molecule: messenger RNA, 1619 nt
Organism: Capsella rubella
Lineage: Eukaryota; Viridiplantae; Streptophyta; Magnoliopsida; Brassicales; Brassicaceae
Product: UDP-glycosyltransferase 73C3
Exons: 1
Coding region: 1-1506 (501 amino acids)
Molecular function (GO): UDP-glycosyltransferase activity
Source: RefSeq, a predicted model, not a curated record